This is a messenger RNA of Podarcis raffonei (Aeolian wall lizard), 1486 nucleotides long. Its product is annotated as putative protein FAM10A4. The transcript has a single exon. NCBI's taxonomy places the organism in Eukaryota, Metazoa, Chordata, Lepidosauria, Squamata, Lacertidae. The record is from RefSeq and is a predicted model, not a curated record. Bases 484 to 1434 code for a protein of 316 amino acids. Gene Ontology annotation, molecular function: Hsp70 protein binding.
CCUACAUGGCAGGCCUCAGCAUGGAUGCUGAAGUUACCCAGGAUCAAGGCCCUGGAGUUGUUCAACAUCACACUUGAGGCCACCUCAGCCUAGGGAGCCAGUGCAACCAUACCAAUAGCAGCCAAAAUUUGUCUCUUUAGCCCAGUUACCAGGUACAGAUAUUCAUAGAUUGGUCCAUUGUGGAGGAUAGAUAGAUAUUUAGAUAGAACUGCAUUCACAACAGCUCCAUGUAUAGAUCCUCCUUGUAUAUAGUUGAAACUACCAUGGAAAAUAGAAACUGAAGUUUUUAUGAUGAUUGAAGACUUGCCAUGUCAAUCCUGACAAUGACAUCAUCAGAAUGCACAUGGAUUGUGACAACAAUAAGCUGUGAGGUGGAAUUUUUAUCCCCUUUUUCUUUGCUGGUACAGGUUGAAGGACUGGUUUCAUUUGCAAGCUUUAUGAUGUGCUACUAGUUUCACCCUUUUGAAGAGCUGGCUCUUGGAAAUGUCCUGUCUGAUUCCCAUGGACCUCAAGAGAGUGAAGAAACUUCAGGCCUUGGUCAAUUUAUACAGCCAAGAUCCUGGGCUUGUGGGCGACAGGCAGUUUGCUGUAUUGCGGACCCACGUGGAGAAUAUAUUACAAACUCACACAGGUGCCUCUGGGAGAAAGGUACUUGAGGAGGAAGAGAUAUUUGAGGCCACAAACUGUGAUGAAAGUGAUGUCGAAACGGAUGAGGACAAUGAGAUUGUUGAACCCGACCAAGAUAUUCUCCAAGAAAUGGGAGAUGAAAAUGUUAGACUAACCAGCGAGAUGAUGGAUCAGGCUGAUGAAAAGCGGGAAGAGGCUUUUGACGCAGUUGAUAAAGGCAAUCUCCAAAGAGCCAUUGAAUUGUUUACCGAUGCCAUCAAGUUGAACCCCCAGUCCAGUGUCACAUAUGUGAACAGAGCAAGCACCUUUGUGAAACUAAAGAAACCUAAUGCAGCCAUCAGAGACUGUAAGAAGGCCUCUGAACUGAACCGGAAAUCUGCACAGCCAUAUAAAUGGCAAGGGAAGGCUCAUAUGCUCCUAGGGCAUUGGGAGAAAGCUGCUGAAGACUUCACCAUGGCUUGCAAACUGGAUCGUGAUGAGGAAACUCAUGCUUUGCUUCAGGUGGUGCAACUGAAACUCCAGAGACUCAAGGAGUUUCAUCACAAAUGUGAGCAAAAGCGAGAGUUAAAGGAAAUUCACAGAAGGUUAGAAAGAGUCAGAUUGUCCCUGGAAGAGCAAGAGCGAGUCCCGAGAGAGGAGAAUCCCUGGGAUGAAAUGGCCAGAGCAGGUCGGAAACAUCUCAAAUCUUUCCUUACCCUUUUAGAUCCCCGGGUAAUGAUGGCAUUCCUGGAUGUGGUCUGGAAUCCUGAAAACAUCUACAAAUACCGAAAGAAAAAUGUGAUAACUAAGUUCACUCGCAAACAUUAAUUUGAAGGUCAACUACAUGUGGCCUGAUAAUAAACUCACACAUAGAAAGAAA